UCCGGUCCCAGCCGCGGUAUAGAGAGCUACAUCUCCAGCAGCGGGCUUCACUGUGAAGGGGAACUGCUUAACUUUUUUUUUUAAUCCCAGCUUUCGGGUCUAAUGGACAAAGUCUUUGUAAAUGCUUUUUAAGAAUCUUCACUCUAAGAAAUCACACACUGGCUACUCAGCAGGCCCUGGCCUUGAGUCUUAUUUAAAGGGGUUCAACUUCACUGGUGAGCCUCCUUGGCUUCUCUGCACCUGAGUAACAGCUACUCCAAAUUCCAUCUCUUUCAUAUCCAAUUUACUAGUGACCAAUCAAAAGGACUUCUUGUGACCAUGAACACCUUCACACCCACUGAGUUUGAAUUCUCAUUCCUUGAGGAGGGUUUCUCUGCUCGGGAUAUUGUCGAGCAGAAGAUCAAUGAGUCAUCCAUGACGGAUGACAGGGAUGCCUUCUAUGUCUGUGACUUGGGAGAUGUGCUGAAGAAACACCUGCGCUGGGCAAGGGCCCUGCCUCGCAUUACUCCUUUCUAUGCCGUCAAAUGCAACGACAGCCGGGCUGUGGUCAUGACAUUGGCAUCUCUGGGAGCUGGCUUUGACUGUGCAAGCAAGACGGAAAUUCAGCUGGUUCAGUCUCUGGGAGUUGAUCCAAGCAGAAUCAUCUAUGCCAACCCCUGCAAGCAAGUUUCUCAGAUCAAGUAUGCAUCCGCCCAUGGGGUCCAGAUGAUGACCUUUGAUAGUGAGGUGGAACUCCUGAAAGUGGCCCGCUGCCAUGAAAAUGCCAAGCUCGUGCUGCGUAUUGCCACAGAUGACUCGAAGGCAGUGUGUCGUCUGAGUGUGAAGUUUGGAGCCCCACUCAAAGCUUGUCGAGGUCUUCUGGAGCGAGCUAAGGAACUGGGGUUGGAUGUAAUCGGUGUCAGCUUCCAUGUUGGCAGUGGCUGCACUGAUCCGGAGACCUACACCCAGGCUAUCGCAGAUGCUCGCUGUGUCUUUGACAUGGGGGAUGAGCUGGGCUUUAACAUGGAUCUGUUGGACAUCGGCGGUGGUUUCCCUGGUUCAGAUGAUACUGAACUUAAAUUUGAAGAGAUCACAGCAGUAAUCAACCCUGCUCUCGAUAAGUAUUUCCCUGCUGACACUGGUGUUAAGAUAAUUGCUGAGCCAGGACGCUUCUAUGUGGCCUCUGCUUACACACUGGUUGUGAACAUCAUUGCCAAGAAAGUCAUCAUGGAUGAGGAGUCAGCCUCUGAUGAUGAAGAUGAAGGGACCAGUGACAGGACUCUGAUGUACUAUGUCAACGAUGGAGUGUAUGGAUCCUUCAACUGCAUACUCUAUGAUCAUGCUCACUGUUUGCCAACACUGCAUAAGAAGCCAAAGCCAGAUGAGGUCAUGUAUCCCUGCAGUAUUUGGGGCCCAACAUGCGAUGGCCUCGACCGCAUUGUUGAGCAGUGUAACCUGCCAGACAUGCAGGUGGGCGACUGGCUGGUUUUUGAGAAUAUGGGUGCCUACACCGUGGCUGCCUCCUCCACCUUCAAUGGCUUCCAAAGACCAGACAUUCACUAUGUCAUGUCCCGCCCUGCCUGGCAACAUGUGCAGCAGAUCUGUUCUCAGGGCAUGCCAGCUCCUGCGGAGGAGUCUUGCCUGUUUGAAGUGCCAGCCUGCUGUGGCCGGGAGAGCAGCAUGGACAUGGCCACUAAGCCAUGCCAGGCCCAUGUGGUGUAAACAUACUGCACAAUUCAGCAAUGUUUUUCAGAUCUUGCAUCUUUUGUUAAUUAUUGGAGAAAGUUCUCUGUUUUAGUUUUCUUUCCUCCACAUGUACGUGAAAUUUUCAAGGCCAGUUACUUGACGGGAGAAUGAGAGGGACAUGUUGUUGCACACAUUUCUGUGUUCUGUAUGGAAGCUGGGGAUCAACCCUCAACGAAAUGAGGCUGAAUCACACUCUGAGUGUCUCUAUGGGUUCCAAGCAGAGUGUUACAGGGCAACUGAAUUUGUUUCUGCAUUUUCCUUGCUUAAUAUCAGGGAAUGACUGAAAGUAUUUAAGCGCUACACUUCAAUAUUAACCUAUUUCCUUAAUUGGAAUAUUGUUAGGAUAAAGAAAAAUAUAAAACCACUUCUAUGAAUGUUUCCCAUCAACUGAGAAGCAGACUGCUUACCAUACAAGCAAUGAACAGUGUUAACUGUAAACUGGUGAUCCUUCAUUGCCCUGUUAACAGCUGAAGUCACAUCCCUAGCUAGUAACUCACAAAGAGGUGGUUGGAAGGGUGAUUUAAUUCCUCAAAAAUGGCUGCUAUAUUAAUAUUUAUCUUUCCCACGAUCUCCACUUCUGUACAGAACCCCACAAGUGUUAAUCCUCAAGAUAUGUCAACACCAUAUUUAUUAUUUUUUUCCUUGUCAUUUCUGUUAUCAGUGUAUUUGUUCUAUCAGUGCUUCUCUGCAGAUUAUGGUGAAGAACAUCAUUUCAUGUAUAAAAAAAAAAAAUCCUGUAAGUCUCACAGGAGAUACUGUAUGCAGGAAUUAUACUCUGCAUGUCAAUACACCAUAUAGGCUUUGCUGAUGAUGCUACAGGUUGACAGUGUAGACAAACAUACUCAUUAGAUAUCUCAGCUACUUAUGAAGCAUGUGAUUCCCAACCUUGUCCCAGUCAGCAUACUCUACUGAAACCACCAACAAUGAAAAAUCUUAAAGUUUAACACUUACAACACAGGGACUCAAAAAGCAGACUGCACCUCUCCUCUUCUCCUCUUUAUUGUACCUUUUUAUGUUUUGUAACUUGUAGAAUGCGAAAACUCUGUUCAUAAUAUUAAUAAGAAGCAGAAGCAGUGUUUAACCUUACAUUUGAAAUGGAUAUGAAAGAGACGGGAUUGCAAUUUCGUAAUGCUUUCCUAUGGAAACUUUUUGAAGUUUUGUAUUUUUUUAAUAAAUAAAACACUAGGUGCAGAACCAAA
Molecule: messenger RNA, 2924 nt
Organism: Stegastes partitus (bicolor damselfish)
Lineage: Eukaryota; Metazoa; Chordata; Actinopteri; Pomacentridae
Gene: odc1
Product: ornithine decarboxylase 1
Exons: 11
Coding region: 319-1701 (460 amino acids)
Cellular component (GO): cytoplasm
Molecular function (GO): ornithine decarboxylase activity
Source: RefSeq, a predicted model, not a curated record